AACAACACCGCCAUUGGCAAAUUCUUCCACGACAAACAACACACACUUGGCAGAGCAGUUGCGAUUUGGUUUCAGAGUAUCAAAUAUUAGCCAUUAAAUUAAUUAAUUAAGAUGGCAAUUUUCCAAGGAAUUCGGUUGCUUAUAGUCAUAUUAUUAGUACCGAUGGCUGCAGCAGCUACAGUAGUUGGACUCGGAGGAGGAGCAGAAGAACAACAUGCUGAGUGCCUACCAACAAGUUGCAGUAAACAUGACAGCCCUGAAAUCCGAUUCCCUUUCCGGCUCAAAGGGCAUCACCCCAAAAACUGUGGGUAUCCUGGCUUUGAUCUUUCUUGCACUCCUUCUAGCAAAUACCCUGUCCUCGAGCUUCCAUUUUGUGUCAAUGUUUUUGUUAAGCAUAUUGACUACAAAUCUCAGACCAUAGAUAUAUCUGACAUAAAUAUAUCUGACUCUGACCCCCAUGGAUGCUUCCCACGACAGCUUCCAAACCUUUACCUAUCUGCCUCUCCCUUCCAAUUCCAAAUAAAUCACUUCUUCUACGACUUUAGCUUCAUCAAUUGUUCCCAGACACAGGAUCAAAAUUGGAUGUCUGGGUAUCAGAUUGCUUGCCUUAGUGACCAGAGUCACCAAGUUUAUGCCACUUUGUCUGGCGAGUUGCUGGAUAUUUCUUGCACAAAGAUGUAUAACAUGUCACUUCCAUCUGAAAUUCUUGAUUAUAGGUAUGGCCUCAUCACAUUUGAUGAUCUUCGAUUGAAUUGGAGUAAACCGGAAUGUGGGAAAUGUGAAGCACGAGGCAAGAAUUGUAGAUUCAAGAAUAACGACAACAGCAGUAGCAGCAAAAGCCAAUUAUUAUUCAAUGGAUCAACUGAAUGCUUUGACAAACCAUCUAUGGGUGCAUUGACGAAACUAAAGAUUGCAGGGGCAGUCCUAGGUCCGACUUUUCUUCUUGUAGUUGUCAUUGCAAUAAAUCAUGACUACAGAUCAAACAAAAUGAAGAAAGCAGAUCAAGUAAAGAUUGACAAAUUUUUGGAGGAUUACAAAGCUCUCAAGCCUGCAAGAUAUUCCUAUGCAGAUAUCAAGAAAAUAACAAAUCAAUUUCAGGACAAAGUAGGCCAAGGAGGUUACGGAAUAGUGUACAAGGGCAAGCUUUCCAAUGAUGUUCAUGUCGCGGUCAAGAUCCUCAACAAUGUGAAAGGAAAUGGAGAUGAGUUCAUCAAUGAAGUGCAAACAAUGGGUAGAAUCCACCAUAUCAACAUGGUUCGCUUGGUGGGAUAUUGUGCUGACGGAUUCAGAAGAGCUCUUCUUUACGAGUUCUUACCAAACAAUUCGCUUGAAAAGUUUAUAUCCACUGAUAAAGAGAAGAAUUCACUUGGUUGGGAGAAGUUGCAUGACAUUGCUCUUGGCAUAGCUAAAGGAAUUGAAUAUCUUCACCUAGGGUGUGAUCAACGAAUCCUGCACUUCGAUAUUAAGCCUCACAAUGUCUUGUUAGAUAAUAAGUUUACCCCGAAGAUCUCUGAUUUUGGUCUAGCAAAAUUGUGUUCAAAGGAACAAAGCGCUGUUUCCAUGACUACUGCUAGAGGGACUGUGGGUUACAUUGCACCUGAAGUGUUCUCCAGGAACUUCGGGAAUGUGUCAUACAAAUCAGAUGUUUAUAGUUUUGGAAUGUUGUUGCUGGAUAUGGUUGGAGGGAGGCAAAAUACGGUAGCACAAAACACGAGUGAGUGUUAUUUUCCGGAAUGGAUAUACAAACGUUUGGAUCAAGGAGAAGAUCUAGGAAUACAAAUUGAGGAAGACGGGGAUGCGAAAAUUAUAAGGAAACUAACAAUUGUGGGACUUUGGUGCAUACAAUGGUACCCAGUGGACCGACCAUCGAUGAAAGUUGUGGUACAAAUGUUGGAAGGAAAUGUAGACACUCUAACAGUCCCCCACAGUCCAUUUGCCUCCACAAAUCCAAUGCCAACGAGGGGAACAAUAGGUGGGAGCACUUUUAAUAGUGAGUUAGAAGUAAUUUCUGAAUCUGAAUGAGAGAAUGAAUUAGUAAUUUUUUUCUAAGAAGUUGUUGACUAUAUAAUAGGAAUUAAUCUUAUUGUUCUCACCAAUUUGUGUAUAAUUAAAUGUUUAUCAAUGUAUUACUGUAGCCUUUCAAUACUACAUCUUGUGCAUUGCCUUUGUAUUAAUAGUCAUCUUACAAAUGGUGCACUUUGUAUCAGAAAGAUUUAUGUUUA
This is a messenger RNA of Camellia sinensis, 2222 nucleotides long. The record is from RefSeq and is a predicted model, not a curated record. Lineage: Eukaryota; Viridiplantae; Streptophyta; Magnoliopsida; Ericales; Theaceae.